AUGGUGAGAAAGGAAGUCUACCUUUACGGCAUUGCGCCGUGCACCGCCGGCUUAGCCUUUGGAUAUGACACCGGUUCAAUGAGCGGCAUCCUCGCCAUGCCCCAGUUCCUUACCUACUUCAAUCAUCCGAGCAAUUUCCAGCAAGGCGGUAUUACCGCAUCCAUCCUCGCGGGCGCUUUCGCCGGCUCCCUUCUCACCGGUGCGUUCCUGGCGGAUCGGCUCGGCCGCCGGAGGACGAUCCUCCUGGGCUCUGCUAUCUUCACGAUCGGUAUCGCGAUCUCGACGGCCGCGAACAACGUGGCAGCCCUUGUGGCCGGACGGGUCAUUAAUGGGCUAGGCAACGGCUGUUUGACCAUGACGACAACUAUGUACCAAAGCGAAAUCGCCCCAAGAGAGAUCCGAGGUCGUAUCAUCAGCGUCUUCCAGUGCUGCGUCAAUUUCGGAAUCCUCAUCGCCUUCUGGAUCCAGUACGGCACCAGCCACAUCCAGUCCGAAGCAAGCUGGAGAACUGCCAUGGGUCUUCAGAUGAUCGCAACUGUCGCACUACACAUCACCAUGUGGUUUAUGCCCGAGUCGCCCCGCUGGCUCGUCCAGAAAGAUAAACAGGACGAGGCCCUGCAGGUACUGGCCAGAGUCCACUCUGGAGACGAUAUCAACGACCCGUACGUCCAGGCCGAGAUGGCCGAGAUUGUGGCCAAGAUUACUUUCGAGAAGAACCACCCGCCGCCUAGCUACUUUGAUCUGCUGCUAGGGACACACAAGCGGCGAAUGUGGCUCGGAAUUGGAGUGCAAUUCUGGCAAUCGAUGACCGGAAUCAAUGUAAUCAUGUACUACGCCGUCUUCCUAUUCCAGCAGGCCGGCCUCAGCAAGACCUCUUCGUCGCUUCUCGCCAACGGUCUUCAAGGCGUCGUGCUUAACCUCUUCACUUAUCCGAAUAUGUACUAUAUGGACACAUGGGGCCGACGGUGGCCCAUGGUCAUUGGCGGAGUUGGCAUGGGCAUCUCCAUGAUGGUUAUUGGCGUCCUCAUGAAGACAACCGGAAAUCCCGUGUACGACCAGUUAACGCAGAAGACGAAUUUUCAUUUCACAAGCUCGGCCGCUUCGCACACAGUCAUCGCCUUUGUGUACAUCUAUGUCGCCGUAUUUGCCAUCACCUGGGCAUGUGUCGCUUGGGUGUACCCGCCCGAGAUCUUUAGCAUGAGCAUGCGUGGCAGAGCAACAUCGAUGACCACCGCCACGAAUUGGUUUGUUAACUUCUGGUUCGGUCUAUAUAUCCCUACUGCUAUGAAAGAGAUCAGCUGGAAGCUCUACAUGAUUUUCAUGUGUUUCUGCUUCCUCAUGUCAAUUGUCAUCUUCCUCUUUUAUCCCGAGUCCGCCGGCAAGACCCUCGAGGAGAUGGACUUCCUCUUCACUAAGGGCCGCUCAGUAUGGACAUUCCUCGACCGCGAAGCCACCAAGAUCGGCGCCCUUUUCGAGCGCGACUUGGCGCAUGGCGAGGCCCUGACUGUGUUCAACGAGGAUGACAUGAUCCUUAAAGCUAAGUCUGGAAAGGGGAGCGACAGUGCGCUUGAGGCGGGGCGUGUUGAAGUGGUGGCCGGGGCAAAAUAA
Penicillium riverlandense is the source of this 1608-nucleotide messenger RNA. RefSeq lists its product as uncharacterized. The transcript is spliced from 12 exons. Gene Ontology annotation, molecular function: carbohydrate:proton symporter activity. Gene Ontology annotation, biological process: transmembrane transport; carbohydrate transport. The record is from RefSeq and is a predicted model, not a curated record. Bases 1 to 1608 code for a protein of 535 amino acids. Gene Ontology annotation, cellular component: membrane. NCBI's taxonomy places the organism in Eukaryota, Fungi, Ascomycota, Eurotiomycetes, Eurotiales, Aspergillaceae.